AUGAAGUGUUCAGAACUAUGGACGGAAAUCAUUCCCAAGAAUGACCCCAAUUCUAAUAUAACAAAUCAAGUAUGGAGUUGUAGCUUCAAUAAUGAUGGCUCUAUAUUAUUAGCUUGUGUAGGAGAUGCUAUUCUUGUAUACGAUUCAUUUACUGGCAAUUUAGUAAAUAAAGCAAUUAGAGGAGGAUAAAAGGAAUAAAUUAAUUGCAUCAAGUUCUCAAAAGAUGGAAAAAGGUUUGCAACUGCUAGUAAUGAUAAAACUGUUUGGGUCUGGUCAUUCGAUGUAAAUAAAAAUCCCAAAUUAGCACCUGAAGUAAAAUAUUCUCAUACAGAUAAGGUUUUAUGUCUUGCUUUUAAUCCAUUGACGCAUCAAAUUUUCUCUGGAGGUGCUUAGGACUAUGCUUUAUGGACUCCAGAUCAACAAAGUAUAGAAAAAUCUAAAUUUAAAGAUAAAAUAAUAACUUGUGCAUGGAGUUGGGAUGGUUUAUAUUUAGGUUUUGGUACUAUGGGAGGUAUUAUUGGAAUAAGAAACAGAGCUCUCGAAUAGUUAGCAGAAAUUUAAAGGUCAUUCCCUAUAUGGUGUAUGGAUUGGACGCCAAUUACUCCUGACUAUUAAAACAGUGUUCUCGUAGUAGGUGUUUGGGAAUAGUCAAUAGCUCACUAUAAUAUUUAAGGUCAAUAAUUAGGUUCGGAUAAAAAGCUUACAUAUGAUCCUAUAGAUAUCAAUUUUAGCACUCAAGGAGAAUUCCUUUUAGUAAGUGGAACUAAUAACAAAUGCACUCUAUACACCAGAGAAGGUGGCUUUUUAAUAGAUGUUGCAACAAAAAAUGAUUGGGUUUGGAAUAAUAAAUUGAAACCUGUAAUUAAAGAAGCUGGAUCUGUUGCUGUUUAAGAUUAGUUACACGUUGCUUUAACUACAAAUGAUGGCGAAAUCAGUAUGUUUAAAAUUCAAUAACUAACAGUGCAUGCACUUGAAGGUGAUAAAUAUGCUUAUAGAGAUAAUUUAACAGAUAUUGUUGUUUAGAGCAUGAGCUCAAAUUAAAGAAUUCGUUUGAAAUGCAAAGAACUAGUUAAGAACAUUAGUAUAUAUAAAGAUAAGCUUGCUGCUCAUUUAACAGAAAGAAUUUUGAUUUAUGGAACUUCUUCAGAAGAUAGCUAAAUGAAAUAUAAGUUGCAUAAGAGAAUAGUUAAAAAAGUUGAAGCUCAUAUCUUAGAAAUAGUUUCAAAUCACUUGAUAGCUUGUGUAAAAAAUAAAGUAUAAUUAUAUUAAUUAUCAGGAGAUUUAGAAAAAGAAUGGGUUUUUGACUCAAGAGUUAAUUGCAUUAAAAUUAUAGGUGGAAUGCCUAACAAAGAAGGAGCUUAUGUCGGUUUAAAGAACGGUUAAAUUUUCAAAAUAUUUGUUGAUAACAGUUUCCCUAUUCCUAUAUUAAACCACAAUAUUUCUAUUAAAAAUAUUGAUGCUUCUCAAAAAAGAAAAAGAUUAGCAGUUGUUGAUAAAAAUAGCAACCUAACUGUUUAUGAUCUUUCAAACAAAGAAUAAGUCUUCUAAGAAAUGAAUAUUGUUUCUUGCGCUUUCAACAAUAAUUUUGAUGACUUGCUUGCUUUUUCAUCAACUGACACAACAUUUAUCAGGUGCUCUAAUCAUCCACCUCUAUCUCAAAAAAUAUCAGGAUAAGUUGUAGGAUUUAAAGCAAAUAAAUUAUUUGUUUUGAAUGACAAUGUUAUGAGUACAAUUGAUGUUUCGAUGACUUAGACUAUGAUUAAAUACUUAGAAAGAAAAGAAUUUUAAUCUGCAUAUGAAAUAUCUUUAUUAGGAGUAACUGAUUAAGAUUUCUUAUAUUUAGGUAAUGAAGCAUUAAUCGCAACACAAUUUGCUAUUGCUAGAAAAUGCUACACAAGAAUAAAAAAAUUAGACUUCAUCUAUCUCCUUGAAAAGGCAGAAAAAGAUUUUAAAAAGAAUACAUUUGUUGAGGGAUUCUAUUAAGGUGAGAUAUAUGCUUUAUAAACUAAAUUCUAUGAAGCAGAAAACGCACUCACUAAGUCAAAUUUAGCUUCUUAAGCAAAAGAAAUGUGGAUCAUUCUUAAGGAAUUUGAUAAGGCUAUGAGAAUUACAGAUACUGGUGCUAGUCCUAUUAAUAGAGGCCAGAAUAAAGAAAUAAAUUCUGAUGCUUCUAGAAAGGACCUACUCAUUUAGAGGGCAGAAUGGGAAGUCAAACAAGGAAAUUGGAAAAAGGGUGGUGAAUUGUACAUUCAAGCUGAAGUAUAUAAAAAGGCUAUAGAAGUAUAUGUAACCAAUAAUUUCUCAGAAGGUAUUGUUGAAGUUUGCAGAAACGCAGAUGCAGAAACUCAAAGAAAAGAAAUAGAAUAAUGUGCUGCAUACUUUAAGAAAGCAAAACUUCAUCAAUACACAAAAGAAGCUUACUUGAAGCUGUAAGAUAACAAAGCUUUACUUUAAUUGAAUAUUGAUCUAGAAAAAUGGGAUGAAGCUAUGACUCUUGCAAAGGCUCAUCCUGAAUUCAUGGAGAUAGUCAAACUGCCUUAUGCCAAUUGGCUUGCUAAAUAAGAUAGAUACGAAGAAUCUUUAAAGGCAUACAGAAAAAUUGGUAAACAUGAUAUGGCUACUAAGAUGCUCUAUAACUUAUCUUAGAAUGCUGUAUUUGAAAAAAGAUUCUCUGACGCUGCUUUAUUUACUUGGAUGAUAGCUACUGAGCACUUAGGUUUGAUUCGUAAUAUGAAAGCUCCAACCCCUGAAGAUAUUGAGAAUUUAAUGAAAUUUUAUUAGUACAGAGAUGAUGCUGAAAUAUAUUUUGCAUACUCCAAAGUUUAAUCUUUUGUUGAUGAACCAUUCUUACCUUUAUCAGGUCAUGCUUACAUGUUAAAUAUCUUCAAUGCUGCUCGCUUCGCCAUAAACAAACUAGGAAACAGGCAGUUAUACGGAGUCUAACACAGUUAUCUCUAUUAUUCAUUAGGAAAAGUAAGUAAAUAGCUUGAAGGUUACAAGACAGCCCGUAUUUGCUAUGAAAAACUAGCUAGCUACAAAAUUCCUACUGAAUGGAGCGAAGAAAUAGAAUUAAGUACACUCUUAAUUAGAUCUAAGCCAUAUAGUGAUUAGGAGUCUUUACUUCCUAUUUGCAAUAGAUGCUAUAAUUAAAACCCAGCUCUCACAGAAGGUAACAGAUGUUCUUCUUGUAUGCACUAAUUUUAAAACUGCUUCAUAAGCUUUGAAAAUCUACCUUUGGUUGAGUUUAAAUUGGAUCCUAAAAUCACACAUAAGAGAUUUAUUGAAUUAAUCAAUUCUGAUAAAUCAAAAACACAACCUAAUAAAAAGAAGAAGAAAGCAAACGACGGAUGGUAAGAAUCUCACUAAGGAGAUUAAUAAGUUCUCACCUUUAACAAUUCACCUUAAAAAGGAGGAAAUGACAAUGAAAGCAGUCCUUUCUUAGAUAAACUUAACGAAGUAUUCGAAAUUUAAUAAACUACUUAAGAAUACAUACCUGUUACAUUAGAUGAAAAUAUAGUAUCAUCUCUUAGUAUAGAUGAGGUUUAUUGGGUAGACUAUACAAAAUAUUGCUACACAGCAGAAAUAAAAUAUUACAAGAGUAUGUUAACAGACAUUCCUCUCAAGAAUUGUUAAGAAUGUGGAACAUUCUACAUUUUGGAUGAAUAUGAAUUUGAAAUAAGUAAGACAUAAAAAUGUCCUUUCUGCAGAUCAGUUGAUGAAAGAGCAGGACCUUAGAAGGAUGUUUUUGAUUUCUGA
Messenger RNA from Tetrahymena thermophila SB210, 3756 nucleotides. Its product is annotated as intraflagellar transporter. NCBI's taxonomy places the organism in Eukaryota, Ciliophora, Oligohymenophorea, Hymenostomatida, Tetrahymenidae. Gene Ontology annotation, biological process: intraciliary retrograde transport; protein localization to cilium; non-motile cilium assembly. The record is from RefSeq and is a predicted model, not a curated record. Gene Ontology annotation, cellular component: intraciliary transport particle A; non-motile cilium. The transcript is spliced from 21 exons. Gene Ontology annotation, molecular function: protein binding.